AUGGCUCUCUCACCAGACCGCCCUCCACCACCACCCUCGCUCCCCAACUGUACAUCGCACACAGAACUCGGCCAGGGCGCAUUCGGCUCCGUCUACAAGGCACUCAACUGGACCACGGGCGAGACAUGCGCCGUCAAGCAGAUCGACCUGCGGCACAUCCCCGAGAGCGAGCUGCCCGACAUCAUGUCCGAGAUCGACCUCCUCAAGAACCUGCAUCACCCCAACAUCGUCCAGUACCGCGGCUACGCCCGCACCUCGACGUCGCUCUACAUCGUCCUCGAGUACUGUGAGAACGGCUCGCUGUCGGCCAUCAUCAAGAAGUUUGGCCGCAUCCCCGAGUCGCUCGUGGGCCUGUACACGCUCCAGGUCCUCCAGGGCCUCCUGUACCUGCACGACCAGGGCGUCAUCCACCGCGACAUCAAGGGCAGCAACAUCCUCGCCACAAAGGAGGGCAGCAUCAAGCUCGCCGAUUUUGGCGUCGCGACCCGCGUCGGCUCGCUCCCCGACUCGUCCGUCGUCGGCUCGCCGUACUGGAUGGCGCCCGAGGUCGUCGACCAGUCGGGCGCGUCCCCCUCGAGCGACAUCUGGUCCCUCGGCGCCCUCGUCGUCGAGCUCCUGACGGGCAAACCCCCGUACCACCACCUCGACCCGAUGCCGGCCCUGUUCCGCAUCGUCAACGACCCAGAUGGCCCACCGCUCCCUCCAGGCGCGAGCGCCGGCGUGCGCGACUUUCUCGCCCAGUGCUUCCAGAAGGAUGGCAACCUGCGCGUCGGCGCGAGGAAGCUCCUGCGCCACCCGUGGAUGGUCGCCGCCAAGCGCCAGGCCGACGCGCAGCGCGAGGAGAGCGACGCGCGGGAGGCGGCGGCCCGAGCGACGAACGGCGACGGCGGCGGCGGCGGCGGCGGCAGGGGCGCGAGGGCAGGAGCGAGUGGACGAGGGAACGAGGAGCGGGACGAGCGGACGAGCGGGGCGGCGAGGCCGGCGAGCACGUACGAGGACGAGGUGCGCGUCGUCAAGGAGUGGAACGAGGCGCUCAGAGCCAACCCCGCCGCACCUCGCGCGCCGACCGCCCUUCCUGCCCCUCGCCUUCCUCUCCGACCUCGCGGCGCCGCAGCGCUCGCCCACCCUUCCUCCUCGUCUUCCUCCGCAUCGCCGCAUCUCUCAGCCGCAACCUCGCCCUCGCCCUCGACCGCGCCGAGCCCUGCUGCACAUUCGCUCGCGAGCGCGCUCCUGCACCCCUCGUCCUCCUCCUCGACCGCCGCCCUCCCUGCGCUCGCCCACCCCUCGUCCUCCUCAACGCCUCUCUCGCUCGAACUCGACAGCGGCACCGCCUCUCUCGCUGCCGGCGCCGGCGCCGCCGAGCGCGACAGCGACAGCGACAACUGGGACAGCGACUUUGAGGAGGGCAUCUCGGUCGGCAAGAUCCACGCCGUCGCGGCGUCGCCGGCCGGGUCGGCGAGCGAGGCGUCGGCGAGGGCGGCGUCGUCUGAGGAGGACGGCGAGGGCGAGGGUGCGGGCGAGGACGGGUGGCAGGGCAACUCGCUCACGAUUCGGCCGAAUCGGCCGGUCGCGGCGGGCGCGAGCAGGGGCAAGGCGGGUGCGGCAGGAGGAGCGGGAGGUGUGCCGCUGGGCCAGAUCGUCGAGGACUACUCGGACCUGCUCGGUGGGGAGGAGGACGGCGAGGGCGGGCGAGGGGACGCGUUCGCGCUCCGGGUCAGCAGCUUCAAGGCCAAAUCUGCCGCCCGCCCUCAGCUCCUCCGACCCUCGGACCUCGUCGCCCUCUCGCACUCGGCCCUCAGCUCGCCCGCCUCGUCGCCACCUCAACCCGUGCGCCCAGGUCACAGCCGCACGCCGAGCGCGAUCGAGAAGUACACCGAGCACGAUGAGGACGACUACGACGAGGUGUUUGCCGGCGGCGGCGCGAGCUGGGGGAGGAGCGGUGUCGAGACGGACGGGAGCCUCAAGCUCAACACGCGCCUGUCGAGCCGGUCGUGGCUCGGCGACGAGGACUCGGACGAGGACGACCCGUUCGCGCUCGACGACGCGUCGUCCCUCUCGGUCGCGCUCGCGGACGCCGGCUCGGGCGCCGACGCGGGCCUGUUCGAGUACAGCGCCGCCGACCUCGAGCGCGAUCAGCUCGCACGACAGUGCGCCCUCGUCGGCGAGCUCGUCGAGACCGUGUCGGGCGCGGCGGCGGCGGUCGGUCUGGGCGGCGGGAGCAGGCGAGAGCGGGACGGCGAUGGGCCCGAGGUGCUCGAGGCGGCGCUGCAACUGGUCGGGCUCCUCGAGGACUCGCUCAACGCUCGGGCCCACUUCCUCAAGUGCCACGGCGUGCUCGUCAUCCUCGAGGCGCUGCGGGUCGCCAGGUCUCGCGAGGGACUGAGCGUCCUGCUGCGUGUGGUCAACCUUAUCGUCGGCUCGGACCCGAGCACGCUCGAGAAGGUCGCCCUCAUCGGCGGCUGCCCUGUCGUCGUCAGCUUCGCCUCGCGCCGGUUCCCGCGCGAGAUCCGCCUCGAGGCGGCCCUCUUCAUCGGCGCCAUGUGCCGCACCUCGCUCUUGACGCUGCAGAUGUUCGUCUCGUGCCAGGGCCUGCGCACGCUCGUCGAGAUGCUGGACGAGGACUACGAGGAGAGCAAGGACCUCAUCUGGAUGGCCGUCGACGGCGUCUGCCGAGUCUUCGAGAUGAACGGCCCGACACCGCGCAACGACUUUUGCCGCAUCCUGACGCAGGAGGGCCUCCUCGACCCGCUCUCGAACGCGCUCCUCGCCGUCUGCGGCGACCCGGACGACCUCGCCGAGAGCGCCAAGGCCAAGAUCGUCCACGUCCUGCUCCUGUUCGCCCAGUCGGACCACAAGGUCAAGGAGGCCAUGGCGCGCCGGUCGAUCCUCGUUCGUCUCGUCAAGGCCGCCAACGUCCUCGAGCCGGACCUUCUCGCCAUCCUGCUCAAGACGGUCAAGAACCUGUCGAUGCUGCCGGCCGCGCUCGACCCGCUCCAGCAGGCCGGCACGAUCGGCAUGCUCGUCUCGCUCCUCGGGCAGACGUAUCGGGGCCGCCUCGGCGCAGAGAUCCAGAACCACGCCGUCAACGCCCUGUUCAACCUUUGCCGGCUCAGCAAAGCUCGUCAAGCCGAGGCGGCAGCAGCAGGCGCCAUCCCGCUCCUGCAGCAGAUCGUCCGCGACAACUCGCCGCUCAAGCAGUUUGCGCUCCCCGUCCUGUGCGACUGCGCGCAUGCGGGCAAGGCGACAAGGAGGCUGCUGUGGCAGCACGACGGCAUGGCGCUGUACCUGCGCCUGCUCACCGACGCCUUCUGGGUCAACCCGGCUCUCGAGGCCAUUCUCGUCUGGCUGCAAGACGAGCCGAUCCGGGUCGGUCAGUGCCUCCUCGAGCAGACCGCCGUCGACGCGCUCGUGCGCCUCUUCUGCCGGACCAAGAGCACCGUCUUCGACAACCUCCUCGAGCCUCUUCACAAGAUCUUGCGCACCUCGCCCGUCCUUGCCGCCUCGCUCGCCGUCCAGAGCGGCUUCCUCAAGCGCCUCGUCGAGCGUCUCGAGCGCGCCUCGAAAGCUCUCGUCCGCCUCAACCUCCUGCGCAUCACCAAGACCGUCUACGACUCGCUCGCUGCGCCCUCGAGCGCGAUGGCCGACGGCCGCCGGGACCGCGACAAGGCGGUGCGGAUCCUCGACGCGCCCGUGUCCCGCAUCGCGCGCGACGACAAGGCCGUCUUGAGCCGACAGCUCGCGAGGAGCCUCGUCGCCGAGUUUGAGGCGAGCCGCGACGAGGCGAGGAGGGCGCUCGCGAGGGGAGGAGCGGGAGGAGCAGGUCCGGGCGCUGCGGCGCUCGGCAGGAGAGCGAGCGCGAGGAGGAGCGUGUCGGAGAGUGCGGCGGGGACGGUACCCGUCGUCGGCGGCAGCAGGAGAGGGGGCGGAGCGAUGGACAGCCCGUCGUCGUCGUUCGCCUCGAGGAGGCACAGCCGCACGCCGAGCACGCUCGGUACGUCGGCGCCUGCCUCUGCGCCCGCCUCGACGUCGGUGUCGACGGCUCGCAGGCCGAGGCUCGACGCCGUCGUGGACGGUCAGGCGCCGUCGACGCCGGCUCGGCGCCGAGAGCUUUGA
Messenger RNA from Rhodotorula graminis WP1, 4113 nucleotides. RefSeq lists its product as uncharacterized. The transcript has 23 exons. Gene Ontology annotation, biological process: protein phosphorylation. The record is from RefSeq and is a predicted model, not a curated record. Lineage: Eukaryota; Fungi; Basidiomycota; Microbotryomycetes; Sporidiobolales; Sporidiobolaceae. Gene Ontology annotation, molecular function: ATP binding; protein serine/threonine kinase activity. Gene Ontology annotation, cellular component: cytoplasm. Bases 1 to 4113 code for a protein of 1370 amino acids.